Ostreococcus lucimarinus CCE9901 is the source of this 1305-nucleotide messenger RNA. RefSeq lists its product with no specific name. The transcript has a single exon. Gene Ontology annotation, molecular function: protein-lysine N-methyltransferase activity. NCBI's taxonomy places the organism in Eukaryota, Viridiplantae, Chlorophyta, Mamiellophyceae, Mamiellales, Bathycoccaceae. Gene Ontology annotation, biological process: peptidyl-lysine monomethylation. The record is from RefSeq and is a predicted model, not a curated record. Bases 1 to 1305 code for a protein of 434 amino acids.
AUGGGCGUCGGCGGCGUCGCGAUCGAGGACAUGGCGCAGGGGGAGGUGAUUUUCUCGCUGCGAAUGCGAGACGACGACGACGCGCCGAUCGCGCUGACGACGACGGAGGUCGAGAACGAGCGCGGACCGCUGCGAACGCUGGCGAAGAUGGUGAACGCGACGAGGCUGACGAGUAGGUACGCUGGGGUGAUCGAGGACGAGUGGGGAUUUCCGUUGGAUUCGACGCGCGCGGCGACGCUGGCGCUGGCGCUGGCGCGGGAAGUCGAGCUGGGGGACGACGCGUACUGGCGCGCGUACGUCGAUUUGUUGCCUCGAGAGGUGGAUAGCUUGCAGAUGUGGGACGAUGACGAGCUCGAGGCGCUGCAGGGGUCGAGAUUGAUCGAAAGGGCGCGGCGAAGACGCGCGCUGGUGCGACGGGAAUACGAAGCGACGCGCGAGGCGUUGGGGGCGACGGCGCCGUCGUACGAGUCGUUUCGAUGGGCGUACGCCACCGUGCUCGCGCGCGCGUUCGUGCUUCCAGAUUUGAACUGCAUGGCGCUGUUGCCGGGAUUAGAUUUGUACAAUUCCGCGCGCGACGCGGAAAAGUGUACGGUGGAGCGACUCGGGCACGUCGAAGACGACGACGACGAAGACGACGACGAGGACGUCGCGUUCGCGAACGAGGGCGAAGCGCAAGUCACGCUUCGCGUCGGUAUCGGUGGCGCGGCGGCGGGAACGCAGCUGUUUCACGAUUACGCCGACCACACCUCGGGCGGGGCGUUGCUCGAAUUCGGUUUCGUGUACCACGGCGAACGCGAGCGAGGCUCGGGCGUGGACGCCGUCGAGACGAGUCUUGUGCGCGCGUACGACGCACUCGACGCGCGUUCGCGCGCGUUUCUCGCCGAACGCGUGUUCGGUGCGUUCAACGUGCGCACCAGCCUGACGUUUGAGCUCUCGAACGUGGGUGGCGUGUACAAACCCGCCCUUCGCGGCGCCGCGUGCGUUCCGCUCGAAAUGUGGCGCGCCGCGAGGGCGUUGGCGCUCUCGCCCGAGCGCGCGCUCCCGGCGUCGUUAGACGACGUCUUGGACGAAGACACCGAAAUUCGAGCGCGUCGCAUCAUCCUCGACGCUCUCAAAGCCGAGCGCGCGCGCUACGCCGCGACGUCGAUCGAGGAAGACGUCCGCGCGCUUCGCCUCGCGCUCGACGCCGGCGCCGCCGCGCGUCGAACCGCCGCCGCGCUCGACGUGCGCGUCGGCGAGAAAUCCCUCCUCGACGACGUCAUCACCGAUUUAGAAACGAACGCGCGACGCGCACGGCGCGGAUAG